AUAAAGAUGAGUUUAGAAGAUGCUUCCACAACAGAGACCAACUCCUUGCAUCCGAAUAGAGGACAACCAAGUAAUGCCACCGGGCCUCAUUUUGCAACACAUCAUGAAGGGUCCCUUCAAGUUCCUAUCCCAUGUGCUGUGGUGAAUGUGGUCUUCAUCACUGUUUUAAUCAUAGCUCUCAUUGCUUUAUCAGUGGGCCAGUACAACUGUCCAGGCCAAUAUGUGCCCUCAGUGCCAUCCAACAUGCAUGUUUCUUCAUGCCCAGAUGAUUGGAUAGGAUACCAGACGAAAUGCUAUUUUAUUUCCAAGAAAACAAAGAACUGGACCUUGGCCCAAAGCUUCUGCUCCAAACACCACGGUGCUACCCUUGCUCUCCUAGAGUCUAAAGAGGACAUGGUCUUUUUAAAACAACAUGUGGGGAGAGCUGAACACUGGAUUGGGCUGAAAAAUGAAGAUGGCCAGACUUGGAAAUGGUCAAAUGGCAAAGAAUUUAACAACUGGUUCAAACUUACAGGAUCCAAGAACUGUCCAUUUCUGAAUAGCACCGAGGUCGGCAGCAUGGAAUGUGAAAAGAAUUUACACUGGAUAUGUAGUAAAUCCUCCAUAUAAAGAGGACUCCUAUCUGUUUAUAGACGAUUCUAUCGUGGAAUUGAAAGAAAUGUGUGUG
Sus scrofa (pig) is the source of this 667-nucleotide messenger RNA. It is a transcript of the gene CD69, whose product is annotated as CD69 molecule. The record is from RefSeq and is marked provisional. NCBI's taxonomy places the organism in Eukaryota, Metazoa, Chordata, Mammalia, Artiodactyla, Suidae.